This is a messenger RNA of Prorocentrum cordatum, 2361 nucleotides long. The record is from the annotation of a GenBank genome assembly. Lineage: Eukaryota; Dinophyceae; Prorocentrales; Prorocentraceae.
AUGCUUUCCAUAUUCAGUCACGCGGGCUCGCUGCAGCUGAACGCUGACGACAAGAGCGGCGAUGCCGACGGCAAGGGGGCCGAGCGGACCAACGCCUCUACUUUUCCAUUAAUCUCCCCAGUGAUCUACCCCUUCGAUCCGAAUAAUCUCGAAGAUCGCUACAUACUACCAGCCCAGCAGAACAUCGUAGACCUGGGCUACGGAGGAAGCUGUGAGCGCGGGUGGUACGACGUCCAGGGGCAGGGCAUCUGCAACGACUAUUGCAGGUGGGUUGGAAAUUGUGGAUGUGGAGGCAGCUGCUCAAGGUUCGACUGCGCGCUCGCAGGGUCGAGCAGCAUCUACACGGGAAACGACUAUGGGUGGGCGAGAGGGAGCCAAUGCCCGCAUCAGGGUGCUGAGACGAGAGUGCUUACCGUGACUGGGCAAGUCGGUCCAAGCAGCGCUAUGUUGUCCCAGUACAAUAAUGUCCGUGCAGUCCUGCACCGAAGCGAUUUCACUUUGUGGAUUUUCGCUGUCUACCAUGGGGGCUACACCAAGAUGGUUGGUGUAACCAUAGUGAACGGAGUUGAAACAGGUUCGCGAUCUGCCCGAUAUGUGUCAGGGUAUCACAGCCUGACGCGUGCAUCAAUCAGCAGUCUCUGGGACAGUGGUACUACAAUGGCAUAUUCAUGUGGAGAAGGAUACUGCCUCCACUACGUGCACAUUGACCCGUCGGCAGCAUGGACGCUCACGCAAGCCGUGCGAGUGGGCAACACGAUCCGAAAAAUAUCCAGUGGGUCGGCGUACGAUGCCUCGGCGAGUGCGCACGGCAUUGUAAGCGUAAGCAUCCAGGCUGAAGAGACAUGGGCACACAAACGGGUUGGUCUCACCGCUGAUCUGACAGACAAUUCGAAAUACCCGAAUGGAGCAUAUAUAGGCCUUUUCCCAGCAGGGCGAGUCUACAUACCUGGUAGAGCCGACAGCACAUACACGACGCAUGAUGUGUUCAGGUUUCAGUGGGAGGCGAACAUGAUUGUCGUGUACAAAAACGGUGUGAGGCUCCAUUCUUGGUCGGUGGCAAGCCCCCCAAGGGGUGUGCUGUUGUAUUUCUACGAGUACGGCGCGUCAUUGCAGGUGUUUACUUCGCCGGUGUCCCUUUGGCAGCCAGACAACACGUGGUACGUCGUCGACGGCUCAACGGUGACAAGGAGUGCGGCUUCAUCAUGGCUCUGGAGGACCAUAGCGUUUGGCCCAUGGAUAGAGUCAGGGACUUACACGGCAUCGUUUGCAUAUGUCGCGUCGUCCCAUGGCUGUACUCAAUCGCCAGGCUGCAGUGUAGCAUUCGGUGUCGUAUUCGAAGGGUACGAUCUUGGACAGAGCGGAUGCUACCACAGCAGCGUUGAUGGGUACAAUUGCCAAUCUGGUCGAGGUCUCCAACUUCUAGGCAACAAGUGGGGUCAAAGUAGUUGGCAGGGUUGUUCAAAUCACGGUAUUCAAGUUGGUGAUGUGAUCCGUGUGCAGAUCGACAUGUCCCUCGCAACAAUGACCGUUGCCGUCAACGGUGUAAAUUGCCCACCGUUCCAAUCACUUCCAAGUCAAGUUCGACUAGCGGUAUCCACAGAAAGGGAUGGAGACAUUGUCGCUGCAUUGCUGACAUCAUCGAUCUCCACGACGCCCAGCCCCACGGCCAGCCCUACGGCCACCCUACGGCCAGCCCAACUGCCAGCCCGACAGCCAGCCCAACGGCAAGCCCAACUGCCAGCCCGACGGCCAGCCCGACGGCCAGCCCAACUGCUAGCCCGACAGCCAGUCCGACGCCCAGACCCACGCCCCACCCGACGCGCUUCCCGACGCGCAGCCCCACGCCCCACCCGACGCGCUUCCCGACGCGCUACCCGACGCCCUCGACGCCCAACCCGACGCGCUACCCGACGCCCUACCCGACGCCCUACCCGACGCGCUACCCGACGCCCUACCCGACGCCCUACCCGACGCGCUACCCGACGCCCUACCCGACGCCCUACCCGACGCCCAACCCGACGCGCUACCCGACAGCCAGUCCGACGGCCAGCCCGACGGCCAGCCCGACGGCCAGCCCGACUGCUAGCCCCACGGCCGGCCCAACUGCCAGCCCGACAGCCAGCCCGACGGCCAGCCCCACGGCCAGCCCUACGGCCAGCCCUACGGCCAGCCCGACGGCCAGCCCGUCGGCCAGUCCGACGGCCAGCCCGACGGCCAGCCCGACAGCCAGCCCAACUGCUGGCCCGACGCCAAGCCCGACGGUCUGCACAACGGUUCAAGGUGGUUUUGCCCUCACCGUCCCCGACCCCGAAGAAUUUGCAGAGAAUUGUUCCAACGGUACAGACGUGCGAGUUGCUCUAG